AUGCCGAUCUUGUACAGAGUAGUACUGCAUCUCGGGCUGGGCGACUCGUCGCUAGAUUCACCCUCAUUUUAUCAUAAUGUCUUCAGUCAAAUAGAGAAUGAGACCGAUUAUUGGGACUGGGAGACCUCCACUCGCUUCAGGCGCCCGGACACCGCUGCGAAACUCAACGUUAAGAAUGAUAAUAUCUGCGACACAUUCCCCACUCACCUUCUCUCACGCAUUCAAGUAGUUUUGAAGAUCGGAUCCUCGGAGCCGAUGGAUCGCCUGACGACCCAGACUUCGACAGUCACUCGGUGCAUCUCGAACCUUAUUAUCGUUUCCGACCGCCGGUCCGAGCUGAACGGACACCAUGUAUAUGAUAUUCUUGCCACACUGCCGGGAUCAUACCAUGAGAGCUCCGAGGACUUUCAAGCAUACGAUUUGAUGCAGAGGGGUAAGUCAAUCGAUGCGGCCCAAGGUUGGCGACUCGAUCGCUUUAAGUUCCUCCCCAUGGUUGAAUUCUCGUAUGAAAUGAACCCGACUGCCGAAUGGUUUGUCUUCCUCGAGUCUGAUACCUACUUUGUAUGGGAUAAUUUGUUCCGUCUUCUGGACCACUUUGAUCCGUCAGUUCCUUUGUACUUUGGAUCCCCGUCACCGGGGAAAGAAGACCGCGGCAAGAGAACUUUUUUUGCCUAUGGUGGGGCAGGAUUCGUACUUUCGGCAGCUGCAAUUGACAAGUUGGUUGCUCGGAAAAUCGGGUCGCAUGGCGAAUAUAUCGAGUCGCCGUUGAGCAAGCGGUAUGAAGAGCUGCUGAAGGCUGAUCCUUGCGGGGAUUCGGUACUGGGGUGGGCACUGCAUGAGAGAGGAGUGCAGCUGUCAGGGCUUUGGCCUAUGUUUAACCCUCAUCCUCUCCACGGGAUCCCAUUCGACAAUGCAUAUUGGUGUCAGCCUGUUAUCAGCAUGCAUAAGUCGUUGCUGGCAGAUAUGGAGGCGUUGGUGAAAUGGGAGCAUAAACGGGAUCGAGAGAAACCUUUACUAUACGCCGAUUUGUUUGAAUACUUGAAAUUAGGGACCAUGGAGCGUCAAAAUGACUGGGAUAAUGGAGAUUGGGGCGGAUUCCAGGAACCCCCGGAGUCAGCGGCUCACAAGUCCGUCGAGAACUGUCGGGAAGCAUGCCAUAAGCACACCGCCUGUCGCUCAUACACCUACGACCAUGCAGGGCACUGUGUCUUUGUACCAACCAUGCGACUCGGAACGGCAAAGCCCGCGACUGCAGACGUGCAGCUAUCUGCUGGUUGGGACCUUGAGAAACUCAAGAACUGGAGAGCUACUCACCCCUGCGAGAAGCCAUUGUGGGUGAAACCAAGCACAACGCGAAUAUUUUAG
This is a messenger RNA of Aspergillus tanneri, 1365 nucleotides long. Its product is annotated as glycosyltransferase family 31 protein. Bases 1 to 1365 code for a protein of 454 amino acids. The record is from RefSeq and is a predicted model, not a curated record. The transcript has 3 exons. Gene Ontology annotation, molecular function: glycosyltransferase activity. Lineage: Eukaryota; Fungi; Ascomycota; Eurotiomycetes; Eurotiales; Aspergillaceae. Gene Ontology annotation, cellular component: membrane.